AUGUCUAGUCAGAUGAUUACUGUUAGCAUUGGAGGUGUUCUUGUAUCUGGAAUUCAUGCUCAUGUGGGUGUAGUCCAAAGAAUAUUUUUAUGGAGUGAGACGGAGCAAAUUAGUGAGUUAAAGCAACCUUGGCUUGCUAUAGGAGAUUUCAACUCUAUUGUUUCUUCUGAAGAAAAGGUUGGUGGCAGAGCUGAUAAUAGAAGAGUUAUGCAAGAAUUUAACACUUAUUGGGGUUAUAAAGUUGGGUUGAGAAUUGCCUCUGAUCAUGCACCUCUGUUAGGAGGAAGUAAAAUUUGGUUAACUCAUCCUGGAUUCAUGGAGUUGGUUUCUAAAUGCUGGAAUGAACAUGUUGCAGGUGAUCCUCCUUUUGUUUUACUACAAAAAUUGAAAAAGUUAAAACAUAUUCUGAGAGAUUGGAAUUGGAGUGUGUUUGGUAAUGUAAAUGUCAAAAUUAAAGAAGCUGAGGAAGAAGUUAAGAGAGCAAUGCAGUUAUCAGACAACAAUCCUGCUGACACUGAACUUUUAGAAAAUUUGGUUAUCGCUGAAAAUACUUAUAAUUCCAUAGAGGUACAAUUCAAAACUAUGUUACAACAAAAAACUAGAACAAAAUGGGUCAAGGAGGGGUCAGCUAAUACUAGCUUUUUCCAUACUAAUUUGAAGAUUAGACAAUCAAUAAAUUUCAUUAGUGAGCUGGAAGACAGUAAUGGUGACAUAAUCUCAGAUCAUAAAAAGAUUGUUGAAACUUUAGUAAAUCAUUUUGAGCAUAAAUUUCAAUUUCAAGAAGCUGAAGAAGCUGAUUCUCUUCUUGAAGUUAUCCCAGAGGUUAUUACUGAACAAGAUCAACAAAUGCUUGAUGCAAUUCCAACUUCAGAUGAAAUAAAAGAAGUUGUUUUUGGUAUGGAUCCUGAAAGCUCUCCAGAUCCAGAUGGUUUCUCUAGUUUACUUUAUAGAGCUUGCUGGGAUAUUAUUCAAGAUGAUGUUCUUCAUGCCAUUCAAUUCUGCUGGAAAAGAAGAUUCAUACCAAAGGGACUCAACUCAAAUUUUCUUGUUCUACUUCCGAAAAUUGAAGGUGCUAAAUCUCCUAAUCAUUUCAGACCAAUUGGUCUUAGCAAUGUCAAUUUCAAGAUAAUUACCAAAAUAAUCAAUACAAGAAUGGGUUUUCUGAUGAUAAAGCUUAUAAGUCCUCAGCAGGUGGCUUAUAUUAAAGGCAGAAGUAUACAAGAGCAAAUCAUCUUAGCAUCUAAAUUGGUGAAUGAAAUGAGGAAAAAGAGAAGAGGAAGAAAUGUAGCAUUAAAACUUGAUGUCUCCCAAGCAUAUGAUUUAGUUAAUUGGAACUUCUUAUUUCAAGUCUUAUACAAGUAUGGCUUCUCCAAAUCUUGGUGUCACUGGUUACAAAUCUUGUUUGAAUCAGCAAAAUUUUUAGUAAUGAUUAAUGGUGGACCACAUGGUUUUUUCUCAGUGAGCAGAGGUCUGAGACAAGGUGACCCUUUGUCUCCAACUCUAUUUGCCAUUAUGGAAGAUGUUUUGAGUAGAUUUAUUCACAAAAUGGUAGAGGAAGGCAGGAUAGCUCCAAUGGUCAUAAAAAAAGGUGUACAUCCAACACACUUGUUUUUUGCUGGUGAUGUCUUUAUUUUAUGCAAUGGUUCCAAGAAGAGUGUAGAGAAUCUAAUGACUUUGCUGGAUAAGUAUCAAAAGGCAUCUGACAGAUAA
Molecule: messenger RNA, 1710 nt
Organism: Papaver somniferum (opium poppy)
Lineage: Eukaryota; Viridiplantae; Streptophyta; Magnoliopsida; Ranunculales; Papaveraceae
Exons: 3
Coding region: 1-1710 (569 amino acids)
Source: RefSeq, a predicted model, not a curated record